Messenger RNA from Erinaceus europaeus (western European hedgehog), 4357 nucleotides. It is a transcript of the gene SLC4A3, whose product is annotated as solute carrier family 4 member 3. NCBI's taxonomy places the organism in Eukaryota, Metazoa, Chordata, Mammalia, Eulipotyphla, Erinaceidae. The transcript has 23 exons. Gene Ontology annotation, biological process: bicarbonate transport; regulation of intracellular pH; transmembrane transport. The record is from RefSeq and is a predicted model, not a curated record. Gene Ontology annotation, cellular component: plasma membrane. Gene Ontology annotation, molecular function: monoatomic anion transmembrane transporter activity; solute:inorganic anion antiporter activity. Bases 371 to 4129 code for a protein of 1252 amino acids.
GAAAGCAAGGCGGGGGGCCGAGGGGGGGCUUGCGGGAAUGCACCCCCGCCCCCCCAGUCCCUCCCGGCGAGCAGGUGCGGGCCGGGCGGGGUGAGAGGCGGCGCCGCUCCCAUUGUGCGGCUCGGAGCAGCGGCGGGAGGUGGAGCCCGGGGCUGCGGGCUCCGGCGCCUGCGUCCCCGGCCCGGCCCCCCGGCGCCCCCGCACGCCCGGCCCCAGCAGCGCGGGAGGCUCCGACCCUGGGCGAUGGGGCGCGGCGCCCGGCCCGGGGCCCGCUCGCUCGGCAGCCGGGAGGACGCCCUGCGAGGCCCCCGCAGCGCCCCAUCAGGGUCGGGGGGCCCGCACUGAGCCACCUCCGCAGCCGCUUCCAGCCAUGGCCAACGGGGUGGGCCCGCCACCCGGGGUCGCCUCGCCCCUCCCGCAGGUCCGCGUGCCCUUGGAAGAGCCCCCCCUGAGCCCUGACCUGGAGGAGGAGGAUGAUGACCUGGGCAAGACCUUGGCUGUGAGCAGGUUUGGAGAUCUCAUCAGCAAGCCCCCGGCCUGGGACCCCGAGAAGCCCAGCCGCAGCUACAGCGAGCGGGACUUUGAGUUUCACCGGCACACAUCCCACCACACCCACCACCCCCUCUCGGCGCGCCUGCCUCCGGCCCACAAGCUACGGCGCCUGCCCUCUUCCUCGGCCCGCCAGGCCCAGAGGAAGCGGAAGAAGGAGAAGACCUCGGCCCCCCCCUCCGAGGGGACCCCUCCCAUCCAGGAGGAGGCAGGAGCCGGAGUGGAGGAGGAGGAGGAGGAGGAGGAGGAGGAGGAGGAAGAGGAGGAGGAAGGGGAAUCUGAAGUGGAACCCUCGGAGCGCCAGCCCUCGGGGUCCCCGCCCAAAGCAAAGUUCUCCAUCGGAAGCGAUGAAGAUGAGAGCCCCGGCCUCUCUGGGAGGGCUGCUGUCUCUAAGCCCCCACCCUUGGUGGCCCCCCAGCCCAACAGGAGCCCCCAGCGCUCAGUCAGCUCCACCAGCCCUCGAGCCCGGCCCCCCCGAGUGGCUGGGGAGAAGACUCGACCGUGGAGCCCACUGGCCAGCUAUGACCUGCGGGAGCGGCUGUGCCCGGGCAGUGCCCUGGGCGUCCCCUGGGACCCUGAGCAGCAUGUGCCCACGGAUGAGGCUGAGGCCCGGAUGCUGGGCUCUGCAGACCUGGACGAUAUGAAGAGUCACCGGCUGGAAGACAAUCCUGGCAUGCGUCGGCACCUGGUGAAGAAGCCGUCGAGGACGCAGGGCGGGCGAGGCAGCCCGGGAGGCCUGGCCCCCAUCCUGCGCAGGAAGAAGAAGAAGAAGAAGCUGGACCGGAGGCCCCACGAGGUGUUCGUGGAGUUGAAUGAGCUCAUGCUGGACCGUAGCCAGGAGCUGCACUGGCGGGAGACGGCGCGCUGGAUCAAGUUCGAGGAGGACGUGGAGGAGGAGACGGAGCGCUGGGGGAAGCCCCAUGUGGCCUCGCUCUCCUUCCGCAGCCUCCUGGAGCUCAGGAGGACCAUCGCCCACGGUGCUGCCCUCCUGGACCUGGAGCAGACCACCCUCCCGGGCAUCGCGCACCUGGUGGUGGAGACCAUGAUCCUGUCGGACCAGAUCCGGCCGGAGGACAGAGCCAGUGUGCUGCGGACUCUGCUUCUCAAACACAGCCACCCCAACGAUGACAAGGACAGCGGCUUCUUCCCCCGGAAUCCAUCCAGCUCCAGCGUGAACUCUGUCCUGGGCAACCACCACCCUACUCCCAGCCACGGUCCUGAUGGGGCAGUACCCACCAUGGCUGAGGACCUGGGGGAGCCCACCCCACUCUGGCCUCACGACCCCGAUGCCAAGGAGAAGCCCCUCCACAUGCCUGGGGGAGAUGGCCACCGGGGAAAGAGCCUGAAGCUGCUGGAGAAGAUCCCUGAGGAUGCGGAGGCCACAGUCGUGCUCGUGGGCUGCGUGCCCUUCCUGGAGCAGCCGGCCGCGGCCUUUGUGCGGCUGAGUGAGGCCGUGCUGCUGGAGUCGGUCCUGGAGGUGCCGGUGCCUGUCCGCUUCCUCUUCGUGAUGCUGGGGCCCAGCCACACCAGCACCGACUACCAUGAGCUGGGGCGCUCCAUUGCCACCCUCAUGUCCGACAAGCUCUUCCACGAGGCGGCCUACCAGGCGGACGACCGGCAGGACCUGCUGGGUGCCAUCAGCGAGUUCCUGGACGGCAGCAUCGUGAUCCCCCCGUCGGAGGUGGAGGGCCGCGACCUGCUGCGCUCCGUGGCCGCCUUCCAGCGCGAGCUGCUGCGCAAGCGGCGGGAGCGGGAGCGGGGCAAGGCGGAGCUGGGCGCCCUGGGCUACUCGGCCCCCGGGAAAGAGCUGGCCAUGGAGCUGGGGGGCUGCGAGGCGGCCCCCGAGGACGACCCUCUCCUGCGCACGGGCUCCGUGUUUGGCGGCCUGGUCCGCGACGUGAAGCGCCGGUACCCGCACUACCCCAGCGACCUGCGGGACGCCCUGCACUCCCAGUGCGUGGCCGCAGUGCUCUUCAUCUACUUCGCAGCCCUCAGCCCCGCCAUCACCUUCGGGGGACUGCUCGGGGAGAAGACGGAAGGGCUGAUGGGUGUGUCCGAGCUGAUCGUGUCCACGGCGGUGCUGGGCGUCCUCUUUUCCCUGCUGGGGGCCCAGCCCCUGCUGGUGGUGGGCUUCUCAGGCCCACUGCUGGUCUUCGAAGAAGCCUUCUUCAAGUUCUGCCGGGCCCAGGAUCUGGAGUACCUCACGGGUCGCGUGUGGGUCGGCCUCUGGCUGGUGGUGUUUGUCCUGGCACUGGUGGCCGCCGAGGGCAGUUUCCUGGUCCGCUACAUCUCGCCCUUCACGCAGGAGAUCUUUGCUUUCCUCAUCUCGUUCAUCUUCAUCUACGAGACUUUCUACAAGCUCUACAAGGUGUUCAUGGAGCACCCCCUGCUGCCGUUCUACCCCCCUGAGGGGUCCGAGGGGGCUGCGGAGCCUGGCCCAGACCUGAACGCCAGCGCCCUGCCCUCCACAGAGGGGCCUCCAGGCCCCCGGAACCAGCCCAACACGGCCCUGCUCUCCCUCAUCCUUAUGCUUGGCACCUUCCUCAUUGCCUUCUUCCUCCGCAAGUUCAGGAACAGCCGCUUCCUGGGAGGCAAGGCCCGCCGCCUCAUCGGGGACUUCGGCAUCCCCAUCUCCAUUCUGGUGAUGGUCCUGGUGGACUACUCCAUCACAGACACCUACACUCAGAAGCUGACGGUGCCCACGGGGCUUUCCGUGACCUCCCCCCACAAGCGCUCGUGGUUCAUCCCGCCCCUGGGCAGCUCACGGCCCUUCCCACCCUGGAUGAUGGUGGCAGCUGCCGUUCCCGCCCUCCUGGUUCUCAUUCUCAUCUUCAUGGAGACGCAGAUCACCGCGCUCAUCGUCAGCCAGAAGGCACGCAGGCUGCUUAAGGGCUCCGGCUUCCACCUGGACCUGCUGCUCAUCGGCUCGCUGGGCGGCCUGUGUGGGCUCUUCGGGCUGCCCUGGCUCAGCGCCGCCACGGUGCGCUCAGUCACCCACGUGAACGCGCUCACGGUCAUGCGCACGGCCAUCGCGCCCGGCGACAAGCCCCAGAUCCAGGAGGUGCGGGAGCAGCGCGUGACCGGCGUGCUCAUCGCCAGCCUCGUGGGUGCUCUGAGCCCAGCGGUGGGCCCCUCCCCCUUGUCCUGUUCCGCUGAGGGGCUGAGUGAGCGCGCCCCGUCCCCCAGGCCUGUCCAUCGUGAUGGGGGCGGUGCUGCGCCGCAUCCCGCUGGCCGUGCUGUUCGGGAUCUUCCUGUACAUGGGCGUGACGUCGCUGUCCGGGAUCCAGCUGUCCCAGCGCCUGCUGCUCAUCUUCAUGCCCGCGAAGCACCACCCCGAGCAGCCCUACGUCACCAAGGUGAGGACGUGGCGAAUGCACCUGUUCACCUGCAUCCAGCUGGGUUGCAUCGCGCUGCUCUGGGCGGUCAAGUCCACGGCCGCCUCGCUCGCCUUCCCCUUCCUGCUGCUGCUCACCGUGCCGCUGCGCCGCUGCGUGCUGCCCCGCAUCUUCCAGGAGCGCGAGCUGCAGGCGCUAGACUCGGAAGACGCAGAACCCAACUUCGACGAGGACGGCCGGGAUGAAUACAACGAGCUGCACAUGCCCGUGUGAACCGGCACUUAUCGCCCCUGCAGACUCCGCCCAGCACCUCAGGACGGGUCCCGGGACCCCCCCCACCACCACCGCCACCACCACCACUCAGACGUGUGCCUGGAACCUCCACUGAUGGUGCCUCGCCACUGGGCCCUGACUCCGCACAGACCAGCCACGCACAGGCUUGGAGCUCAUUACAAUAACCACCACACUCCCUG